CCUCUCUCUCCCCCCCUCCCCUCUCUCUAAACUCUCUCCUCCCCUCUUGAUCCCUUGGGAUGGGCAACCAUAGGUUUAGGCUACAAGAGAUGAUGCCCAAUGCUUGGUUCUACAAGCUGAGGGAGAUGAACAAGCCUAUGAUCAAUAGAAAACCAUGUACGAGCCCAUCAACCCAAACCCCUACCAAGAAAACCCACCCCCAGCCCUCCCCUACCCAACUCAUCCCGAGCAGAGCCUCCUACUACUUCCCCUCAAACUCCCCCCUCCACCCUAGAGCCCUAGACACCCACUUCCCCUUAGACUCACCAAGAAAAUCCAUCCAAAAACCCCGAAAAAAGCCCAUAAGCCCAAUCCCAGUCCCGAGCCCAACCGACAUCGUUUUCGAGCUCCCUCCCAUUAUAACAACACCGCUGCCAAAGCCUAGAGAAGAAGAAGAAGAAGAAGAAGUGAAGGAGAAGAAGAAGAAGAAGAAGGAGAAGAAGUCGUCGUCGCUGCGUACGCGUGUUAAUUCUCCGAGGGUCUCGAUGGCCAAGAGAGUGAGGAUUGCCGAGCAGAAGAGCAGGCAGAGGAAAGGGUCGGUUUCGGAGAGCUUCGCGGUGAUGAAGAACUCGUCGGACCCGAAGCGGGAUUUUCGAGAGUCGAUGAUGGAGAUGAUCGUCGAGAACAACCUGAAGGCGUCGAGGGAUCUUGAGGAGCUUCUUGCAUGCUACUUGUCCUUGAACUCUAAUGAGUAUCAUGAUGUGAUCGUCAAGGCUUUUGAGGAGAUUUGGUUUGAUGUAAUUAGUGUUAGUUUUUAAACAAGUUUAGGAUUAAUAUGUCUCUCAAGUAGCUAGUUUUCAGUGUAUAAUUAUAAAUAUCAAAGUUUUAUUUAUCA
Molecule: messenger RNA, 874 nt
Organism: Asparagus officinalis (garden asparagus)
Lineage: Eukaryota; Viridiplantae; Streptophyta; Magnoliopsida; Asparagales; Asparagaceae
Product: transcription repressor OFP2-like
Exons: 1
Coding region: 60-797 (245 amino acids)
Biological process (GO): negative regulation of DNA-templated transcription
Molecular function (GO): DNA binding
Source: RefSeq, a predicted model, not a curated record